This is a messenger RNA of Botrytis sinoallii, 2767 nucleotides long. RefSeq lists its product as uncharacterized. NCBI's taxonomy places the organism in Eukaryota, Fungi, Ascomycota, Leotiomycetes, Helotiales, Sclerotiniaceae. The record is from RefSeq and is a predicted model, not a curated record. The transcript has 6 exons. The coding region runs from base 1 to 1542 and encodes 513 amino acids.
AUGUACAGUAUUGGUGUACACGGUAUGGCGGUUCCGAUCGAAAAGCUUGGGCUAGAGAAUCUCCUCCAAGAGAGAGUAUAUAUAAAAUGGAUUGAUGAGGGCCAUCCUUAUUCGUUAGGUUCUUGCUUAGUCGACAAUAAAGAGAACACCAAUUUUCUUAUGAAAGUGGUCUGCGAUUCAGAAAAACGUAUUCAUGUCUAUUUCUCCCUGAAGGUGACUCACAAGCAUACUGGCAAAAAUCGUUCAAUGGAGAUGUUAUUGGUCGUCCCGCCGCACGGUAACUUUGAAUGUUUCUCAAAAUCUUUUCCAAUAUCAGGGCUCGAUGAUUUGUCCUCCCAUGACGCAUCUGCCCUCCACGAAGCCGGUAUAAGUAAUCUGGAGCAUAUCAUUGUCCUAUCAUUCGAUCUACAGUUUACAGGAUUUGUUGUGAGAAAGGAGAGGGAAUCUGCGAAUAUUUUACCUUCCAACUCUACCUCGAGUACAUUGAUGCAGAAACUCAGAUCUUUAUCUGUUACGAAAAGUUUCAAGGUUUAUAUCAGACCUUCCGAUUACGCGCGUGCAAGUUUGAAAACGGUUAACGAGCGCUUGCGUGAUAAGGGCUCAUGGAUCUGCGAACCUGAUAUGCGGAAGACAUACUCUCAACAAGGUAUUAUGCUAGUCGACUGGGCCCAAGUUAAAUAUCGAGAACUCAAAAGCAAACCACUGUCACUGCCACCACAAUCGCAACCGCAACCACCACCAUACACCGAACAUGACGCACAAAGGUCGACUGAGGUGCAGGUUCCUCGGUCACCACCAGUCGCAGAUGUAUAUCUAAACAAAGACAUUGUGCCGGCAACGCCAAGCCUUCUACCGGUGUGCCAUGGUAUUUUCUCGCCCGACUAUGAAGAGCCGCUAGAUGUUGCAGACGACUUGGAUCUUGACGAUAUUCGCAAAGAUCCAGGACAUAUCGAACCAUAUCUUGAGAUGGACUCGGAUGAGGAAUACCUUGCCGCGUUGCAUGCUCAACAAUGUAGUCAACAAGUCAGACAAGACACAAACUCGGAGGUUCUUCGGUUAGAAUUCAAAGAGUGGUUAAAGGCAGCGAUGUCAAUAAAUGAAAAUGUGUACGGACACAGCGGACUAACCAAAAAGUUGUUCGCUCUUGGUGACAGUGUCCAUGCGUCCAAUAUUGGAAUGUUUGACGCUAUUAGACCUUGGUGUUCUGCACUGUUCUUAUGCGACCCCGCAGAUUCAAGCAGACUAACAGAUGAAUGGUUUGUCUCGGAUAUGGCUGGGCUCAUUAAAUGGGUUAACACAUUUCACCGUGGCGCUGAGAUGUCUAUACUAAUGGACGAUUUUUUAAAGCUUGGUAAUGCUGCUCGCGUGCGUGACAAGAGUGAGUACAAGCGUUACAAAGCUGACUUUCUGCUUCGCAUAUGGAUCGAAUUUGACUGCUCAAGCAUUAGUAUCAACGGGGAGAGCAGAAAGGUCUUGUCCCGAAAAAGGAAUGUCUUAGAGACUUGUAGUGAUGUUACUAAACGAGCUAAAAUAACUACAUAACUAUCAGGGAGUUACUGACUUUAACUUUCGCAAAAGCAUCGUUGUCAAUUAUAGCACCGCUUCGUUAUGUUGGCGGCGCAUGUUCAUACAGAGAUGAUCUGGUGUUCCUCAAGUCCCAGCCUGUGGUUGGUCUCCGCAUUGAGUGGCUUACUUGGAUGCGAGCUACUGUUCGAUCGCUUUUUGACACGCAGAAAUGGGCAUUUGAAGGAUACUCGAAGUACUCAAAAGUCGAAUAUACUUUUCGUCGUACCGAGCAUCGAUCGUGGCCCAACGGUGGUGAUUCCACCACGGUAAAUUGAAAAGGGAUAUGGCCUCCCAGAGAACGUCCUUGAUGUUUAUAUGACGCAAAACGAAACAUUUCAAACGAAAUGCACUGUUUGGGACGAAGAGGUUUGGGUGAACAACUUCCAAAUAAAGGUCAUUCGUCACCGGAUGACACGAAAUCUGGAUCAUCUAGCAUCACUCAUUGCGAUGGAACUUGAGUUAGGAUUCGAGCGAUGGUGGGGCACCGGGGCCAAAGAGUGGAAGGAAAUUCAAGUCUGAGACUCGUGUUUGAAGUUAAUUGCAGGAGCUGGAAAUGGGGCAUUCUGCGAAGCUCCUCAUCGUGAUAAUCGCUUCUUGAAACGGCUUCGAGAUCAUGUCAUGAGUAUCAUCUCCGGUGCCAUAUUCAUAAACUGUUCGCCCACAAUAUUGAAGCCAGUUUCCGGGAUGUUAGUUGCAUGGACCUGUGAUUAUUCCUUUCAAAGAACCCUUAAGAUAUGCCUUCCUUAUGUUAAAGAGCGACUGGAUAAUACGGCGCAAUUGAAGCAGAAUUCUAGUUAUGAUUGGAUUCCUCGAAAAGAUGCCCUCAGUGGAUAAUUGAUGAGUGCUAUGCAACCAAGGAAACCUCGCAGUUGAACCCCAAGCGCGUUGCCCACCGCCUGCUUCUAUUGAAUGAUGUAUCUCUACAUUCCACGAGCUUUACGAUACAAAAUGUACUGCUAGAUCUCUUCAGCCAUGACCCUUCGAGUGGUAUCGUGGAUGCCUUACGGGAGCAAUGCAAACGCGUGCUGAAAGAAGCAGGCGGGUCUUGGACCCGCGAUGCAGUCAGCAAGCUCACGCUUGUGGACUCAACCAUUCGAGAAUCCAUGAGACUUUUAUUCUACUAUUCUAGUAUUAAUAAACUAAUAAAUUAUGUAUAAAAAGAAUAACAAGAAUUAGAAUCUAAAUUGAUAUCUAUAUAAAA